AUUUUAUACUGUUUAUCCUUUUCGAUCGCGAUGGUGUUAAUUUUAAUUUCGGGCCCUCAAAUUCUUCAUUUCCUAAAUUUGAAAAUCUGAUGCUUCAGUUCCUAAUAAUAAAAAUCAGCUUGCUCAUCCAGAUAAAUCAUCUCAGUCAGCUGUUCGCCAUUAAUGUCUCUCUCAAGAGUUUGCUUCCUCUUUGGUUCUUGGAUAAAUUAAUUGCUUUUGGUUCGGGUCACAACUUCCAUUCCAGUCUUCAAAUCCGGAGAAUUAUAUAGGCCAAGAGUCUAAGUCAAUGGCUUGAACGGUGUCAACUCGGCAUUGUUCGGAGCUUUUAAGGAAGCAAAGAUUUAUCGGGGUUUAUCGAUUUGAGCAGAGGGUUUCUAUUGAUUUGCUACAAUUUGAAAAAAAAAAAAGAAAGAGAAAGAAGAUGGAAAUGAUUUCUGUAUCAUUAAAUUCUAGAACUCGGAGCUCCUUAGAGGAGAUGCUAGAUUCUCUCCAGCGGAGUGAAGAGAACGAGACGCCCAAGGACUUGCCGCCGGCUCUUCCAGCCCGGCCCAAACCAACAUAUCGGGCCCGCCUUCCAUCAGCCAAGCGACCCUUGCCAACCAGUUUUGGACCCGAUCAUGAAUCAGGGCCGGCUCAGAGCCUGUCGAGUUUCUGUGUGAAGGAGGGAGAAGGAAAAGGAAGGGAGAAGAACAGUUUUGGGGCUAGAAAAGCUAGAGGUGCGGGGUCGGGGGAAUCACCUUAUGUAUUUCCGCUGGCAGAGUCAGAAGACGAGCCCAGCCAGUUGUAUGAUAACAUGUCGUAUUUCAUUGAAAAGGGUACUGAUGAUGUGCAUGAUAUCGAUAUAAAUAACCUUUAUUCGGAAUAUCUGGGACAUCUGGGGAGUGUUUGUAAGAAACUUCGUGUUUGGUGUCAACCACAUAAUGGUGUCUGGAAAUCUGGGCAAAUAAAAUCAGUUUCAAGGGAGAAAGCUUUUGUUCUGCUCUUGGAUGGAAGUGUUGUGACUGUUUCCAUACAAGAGCUCUUACCUGCCAAUGCUGACAUUCUCAAUGGAGUGGAUGAUCUUUUGCAGCUUAGUUAUUUGAACGAGCCUUCAGUUCUCCACAAUCUUCAUUACAGAUACUCGAAAGACAUUAUAUAUAGUAAGGCGGGCCCCAUAUUGGUGGCAGUCAAUCCUUUCAAAGACGUCCAGCUAUAUGGGGAUGACAUUGUUACAGCUUACAGACAGAGGCUUUUGGACAGUCCUCAUGUUUAUGCUGUUGCUGAUGCAGCAUACAGCGAAAUGAUGACAGAGGAAACAAAUCAAUCUAUCAUCAUAAGUGGAGAGAGUGGGGCUGGGAAGACUGAAACAGCUAAAAUUGCGGUGAAAUAUUUGGCAGCACUUAAUGGGGGUGGUGGUGGAAUAGGGACUGACAUCUUGAAAGCAAGCUGUAUACUGGAGGCAUUUGGCAAUGCAAAAACAGCCUGUAAUAACAACUCCAGCAGAUUUGGAGAAUUAAUUGAAAUCCACUUCAGUGCUAGUGGACAAAUAUGUGGUGCUAAAAUACAAAUAUAUAGAUUGAGGUUAAAAAGGGCAUCUGACUACAAGUAUCUCAAUCAGGGUGAUUGCUUGGAGAUCGACAACAUUGAUGAUGCUCAGAAGUUUCACGUUCUUAUGGGAGCAUUAGAUACCUUAAAAAUUUGCAAAGAAGAUCAGGAGAAUGCCUUUGAGAUGCUUGCAGCAGUGUUGUGGCUGGGAAACAUAUCAUUUCUUGUAACUGACAAGCAAAACCACAUAGAGGUUGUAGCUGAUGAAGCUCUCACCAAUGCUGCUAGCAUGAUAGGUUGUGCUGAGCAGGACCUAAUGCUUGCUUUAUCAACCCGCAAAGUAAAAGCUGGAAAGGAUGAAGUCACCAAAACUCUGACCCUACAUCAGGCAGUUGAUACCAGAGACGCAUUGGCGAAGUUUAUCUACUCGAGCUUGUUUGACUGGUUGGUCGAAAAGAUAAACUUAUCACUAACCAUGGGCAAACAUGACACCAGAGGAGUCAUAAAUAUUCUCGAUAUAUAUGGUUUUGAAUCUUGUAAGAAAAAUAGCUUGGAACAGCUUUGUAUAAAUUAUGCUAACGAGAAGCUCCAGCAGCAUAUUGCUCGGCAUCUCUUCAAACUUGAGAAAGCGGAGUAUGAAUUAGAUGGAGUUGACAGGACAAAAGUAGAAUUUAAAGAUAACAAAGAUUGUUUGGAUCUGUUUGAGAAGAAACCUGCUGGGCUGAUGUCUUUACUAGAUGAAGUGUCAGAUUUUCCCAAGGCUACGGGUUCAACCCUUGCAGCUAAACUUAAUCACCAUUUGAACACUAACCAAUACUUUAAGGAAGAGAAACGUGGAACAUUCAGCAUUCGCCAGUGUGCUGGAGUGGUUAUUUACGACACGUCAGAAUUCUUAGAAAAGAACAGAGACCUAGUGGCUUUGGGUACAACUCAUCUUCUCUCGUCUUGCUCUGCCCAACUUCCUAAAAGUUUUGCUUCUUUGCUGCUUAACAAGUCCCAACAUCAAGAAAGUAAACUGAUGCAAUCCGGCAUGUUAGCUUGCCAGAUGCAACAUGUUGCUACCGGAUUCAAGGCUCAGCUGUUUGAAUUGGUGCAGCAUCUUGAAAAGACAAAACCUCACUUCAUUCAUUGUAUAAAGCCAAACAGGAAGCAGACUCCUGGUCUGUUUGAAAAAGACCUCACCUUGGAGCAGCUUCGAUACUCCGGGAUUUUAGAGGCUGUCCGGAUUUGGAGAUAUGGGUACCCUAUUCGGAUGACCCAUCAAGAAUUUUCUGAAAGGUACGGUGUCUUACUCCCAGACAAAAUUGCCUUUCAAGAUCCCCUAAGUAUGUCAAUAGCUAUUCUGCAGCAGUUUGGUAUCCGUCCAGAAGUGUACCAAGUUGGUUAUACAAAGUUAUACUUCCGGGCAGGCCAAAUUAGUCCCCUGGAAGAUGUUAGGAGGCAAGUUCUGCAAGGUAAAGUUGAGGUGCAGAAGUUUUUUCAGGAUAAUAGUCGUAGAGACAUCCAUAUACUCAAAAGAGCAGCAGUAACAUUGCAAUCAUAUGUUCGUGCUGAAAUUGCAAGGAAGAAAUACAGUUCACUCCAGCAGAAAAGGCAGGCUGCUCGUGAGAAGCUGGAUAAGCACCUAAUUGCAGUUGUGCAGAUACAAUCUGUAAUUCGUGGAUUUUUGGCCCGAAAGCAUUUUAGCCAUCCCAGGAGUUCAGAGCAAGUAAAUGUCAGUAAACCUAAACCAGGCAGUAAGAUUCCUGAAGUCAAGGAUCAAUCAUCUAAAAAAUUACCUCCGGUUGUCGAAGAACUUCAGAAGCGGAUAUGGGUAGCUGAGGCAACAAUAGGACACCAGGAAAAAGAGAAUGCAGAUCUGAAAGAGCAGGUAAAACAAUUUGAGGCACGCUGGUUGGAAUAUGAAGCCAAGAUGAAAACCAUGGAGGACAUGUGGCAAAAGCAGAUUGCAUCGCUACAGAUGAGUCUAGCUGAAUCAAAAAGGAGUGUAGGUGCUGACAAUAGCGUACGCCAAUCUGGGGCCAUGUCACCUCAUUAUUACGAUUCUGAGGACACGUCACUGGGAACUCAUACUCCAGGUGGCAGCACACCUAUCAGAUUUCUUAACAACGGGUUAGAUGGUGCAACAAACGGAUGCUUAAAUCCGGUCAGUCUACUCGUGAAGGAGUUUGAACAAAGGAAGCAGAAUUUUGAUGAGGAAGCUCAUGCCAUUAUGGAGGUGAAUUCUGGGCAUUUGAAUUCUUUGAAUCCCAUAGAGGAAUUCAGGAGGCUGAAACAUAGGUUCGAAGCUUGGAAGAAAGACUAUAAGCUCCGAUUAAAGGAGGCAAAGGACAAAGUGCACAGGAUGGCACACAGUGAGGCUGAGAAGCAUAAAAGAAAAUGGUGGGGAAAGAGAAGUAAAAGAUGAUAGCAAUACUUUUUGUUUUUGCAUCGACAAACUCUUCUGUUUUUAAGGUGUUCAUGGGAUGACUAGUUGAGUGUACAUACAAACAUUUAUAGAUUUUGUUGUAGCAGGGAGCCUAGUUGAAUGUGAUUACUGUAGGAAGAUGUUGGAAGAGAUGUACUGAAAAUUGUUUCUCCUGUCCUGUAAGAAGAAACUCAUGCCAUAUGAAAACAAGUAUAUUCAAACUGGUUUAAUUAAUAUUAAUUUUUAUUUAUUUUAUAUCUAUAAUAUAUAA
Molecule: messenger RNA, 4202 nt
Organism: Striga asiatica
Lineage: Eukaryota; Viridiplantae; Streptophyta; Magnoliopsida; Lamiales; Orobanchaceae
Source: the annotation of a GenBank genome assembly